AGAGGAGCAGGAGUCGCGGCGUUGACGCAACCCUCCUACGUCAUCACUCCGCGUCAGGAACACACCAUUAGCUCAACACAUCCGACACGACCGAGACGUUGAACUGAUCACCUUCAUGCUGUGAGGUGAAAGCUAUGUUGACAAAAGCAGAGGAAAAGCCACAGAGAGGAGAAGGAAAGAAGAGGAAACACCCUGGUGAUGAUGGGACAAGAGAAGAGAGAAAGAAGAAGGGAGGCGAAGAAGGAGAGAAGGGUCAGGGAGACGGUGGCAGGAAGCGCCUGGACGCCCUGAGUGUGGGAUAUUUCCGCCGAGUUGGAGAGAGACUCAGUGAAGGUUUUGAAGAUAAUGAGGAGAGAGAGAUGUUUGUGGAGAAUGUGCUCUCUGAAGUAAAAGGUAAAGCGAUGUUGGUGGCGAUGGACUGCACAGGAAGCAUCACCCUGCAGCGGCUGCUCCCUCUGUCCAGACCUGAGCAGGUGGGAGAGGUGAUGGCUGAACUGGGUGGAGAAUCCGGCACAGAGUUUAAGGUGGUUUCCUGUGAUCGCUGCGGGGGCCAUGUCGUGGAAAGUGCAGUCAGACAGAUGUCCAGGUUGAUGGAUUCAUCACAGAAGGAGUCGUCUGAUACCACAGAAGAAGAGGAGAGUUGUGAAGUGCUGGAGAUGCAGGUGUUGUCUCUCAGCCAGGUGGUCAGAGACAACUGUGAAGAGUUCAUCAAACAUGUUCAUGGCUCACACGUGGUCCGCACACUUAUACACGUGUUGGCAGGCUGCCUCGGACCCCCCCGCACUGAAUCUCGUCCAGGUGCAAAAGGCCGCGGAGUCACUCCUUUGCUGACAGACUUUGAGAUUCCCACGUCAUUUUGGUACGAGCUGAAAAGCCUCACGGAGACCUUGAUGGAAAACAUUAAUCUGAGUGUGACAGAUGCUGUUGCCAGCGCAGUGUUCCAGACCAUGUUGACUGUCUGUCACAGGAAAAGGCCCAAACUCUGCAAGCAGCUCCUCAAACAGAUCAUGGAGUACCUGACGAGUCGCAGUGCUGCUCCUGGAGUGAGUCCACUUCUGGUGUUCCUGAAGGAUCAGGCCUCAAGUCACCUCAUUGAGACGAUCAUACAGCUAUCCCACAAGCCCCUUCUGCGUGACCUCUACAAGAACCAUCUCAAGGGUCACAUGGUCGACCUAGCCCUCCAUCCCAUCGCCAACUUUCCCGUACAGAGACUGACUGCAGCGUCCGCCAAAUACAAAAUGUUCCUGAAGUUGUUCGAUGAGCUGGUGCAAGGUGUGGAGGCCGUCUUGGCCGCAGGUCACAUGGGGGUGAUCGUCCAGCUGGCGGAGAGCUGUGCAGAGAGUGAAGAGAAACAGGACGAGCUGAUGCAGAGUCUCCUGCGUGCGUUCCACUGCGCUGAGCCUGGCUCUCGACAGGUCAGCUGCCUCCCUCUCUUCAUGUCCCUGCUCACCUACGACGUGUACUACCACUCGGACACAGCAGAGGGCGGCACGUCAACAGAGGUCCCGCUGUCGUCCAUCUGUUAUCAUGGCUCGCGGCUGGUUCAGGCGCUGUCCAGGUUCAAAGAGCGCUCGGUCCUCCUCAGCAGUCUGCGCACCCUGAGCCCUGCUGACCUCCUGACGCUGGCCUCUGACCCUGCGGGCAGCCACGUCCUCCAGGCCCUCAUCACCACAUCCAGUGAUAAAGGGAGGGGCAAGAUCCUUAAGAGACUGGAGGGUCUGCAUGUUCAGAUGGCGUGCUCCAGGUUGGGCAGUCGGGUGCUGGAAGCCAUAUGGAACAGUGCUUCAGUGAGUCAGAGGCAAAGCAUCGCACAGGAACUAGUUCCAAGUGAAAACCAGCUGAGGUCUAAUCAGUUCGCUCGUCACGUGUGGGCCAAAUUCGCUCUCUCCCACUUUGUGCACAGACGAGCGCACUGGCAGGAAAUACAGACGGGCCAGUCCAAGAAGAGGAAGCUUUUCAGUGACAUUCUGGAAUAGAUAUUUGUACCAUCUUUUAAUGUUUGCUACAUAUGUAGAUAAAAAUAAAAUAGCAAAUUGUC
This is a messenger RNA of Paralichthys olivaceus (Japanese flounder), 2038 nucleotides long. Its product is annotated as nucleolar protein 9. NCBI's taxonomy places the organism in Eukaryota, Metazoa, Chordata, Actinopteri, Pleuronectiformes, Paralichthyidae. Gene Ontology annotation, biological process: ribosomal small subunit export from nucleus; endonucleolytic cleavage in ITS1 to separate SSU-rRNA from 5.8S rRNA and LSU-rRNA from tricistronic rRNA transcript (SSU-rRNA, 5.8S rRNA, LSU-rRNA); endonucleolytic cleavage to generate mature 5'-end of SSU-rRNA from (SSU-rRNA, 5.8S rRNA, LSU-rRNA). Gene Ontology annotation, molecular function: RNA binding. The record is from RefSeq and is a predicted model, not a curated record. Gene Ontology annotation, cellular component: preribosome, small subunit precursor; 90S preribosome; nucleolus.